AGUUAAGUUAUGUCGGUGUCGGAUGUCAAACUUGGGAUUGUGAGGCUUGGUAAGGCUGCUGGAAAGACAAAAUACACGAUACUAGAUGAAGAGGAUAUAUCACUGGUUGAACAAUAUGCAUUUGAACCACGUAUGGAAGUAGACCAAGAUGGGAACGGGGCAAAGGUGUACGCUUAUGCUUACAAACUAUCAAAGGGGAGAACAAGCGCCAGGCUUGUGCAUAACAUUCUGUGGGAGAAACACAGAGGUGGCGUGGCUUAUGGGUUUAAGGUUGAACAUAAGAAUGGGAUAACUGUGGACAACAGGCUCGAGAAUUUGUGCCUUGUUCGAGACACAAAUUGUUCGGAUGACGAACCACAAGAGGGAGUGAGUGGAAGUGACCCAUCUUUAUACUACCUGGCCAUCCAGCAACUCCCUAAUGAUCCAAUAGAUGAACAAUUCCCAGGGUUAAUGGCCACACACUUUUACAAGUCUAAUGGUGAAAUGGUCAGUAAUGACGACGAAACACAAAGUUUUUAUGAAUGUCACUACCCACCAUGCACUAAGAUAGAAAGAGAGUUCCGAGGUUUUAGCGUAUGUGGCCACUGCCAGCUUGUUCGAUAUUGCGGUUACACAUGCCAGCAGAAGGAUUGGGCGGCCCACAAGAAGCAUUGUCGACAUAAAAAACAAAACCUGCCGCGUUUUUGCUACUCCCCUGAACGGUAACAAUCCACACGAGGUGCAAGAGAGCUCCCACAAUGAAAUGUUUGUUUUAUAUCGUGUUUGAUAAACUCCCUCAAGAAAAUGUACAUUUAAAACUAAGUAAUACAUUAUCUUGGUCAUAUUAGCUCACAAUAUGAGCGGAUUGCAUUUAAGUGAAGCAAUCGCAAUAAACGGGAAAU
This is a messenger RNA of Ciona intestinalis (vase tunicate), 881 nucleotides long. NCBI's taxonomy places the organism in Eukaryota, Metazoa, Chordata, Ascidiacea, Phlebobranchia, Cionidae. The record is from RefSeq.